Chiloscyllium plagiosum (whitespotted bambooshark) is the source of this 297-nucleotide messenger RNA. Lineage: Eukaryota; Metazoa; Chordata; Chondrichthyes; Orectolobiformes; Hemiscylliidae. The record is from RefSeq and is a predicted model, not a curated record.
GAGGAGUCAGAUUUUCUGGUAAAAAUGAUUGAUUCUUAUGAAGGGCAACCAUUUAACCCAACUGUCCAACUGAAUGCUGCUGCUGCCAAUAUAAUUUGCUCUAUAAUUUUUGGUGACAGAUUUGAUUAUGAGGAUGAAACAUUUGUCAGUUUAAUAAAGAGAGUGAAUGAAAAUGCUCAACUUCUUGGUUCACCUAUUGCCCACGUAAGUCUCAUCCUGCAUUUGAAUAGUAAUACAUUGCAGAAAAAAUCAUUUGCAAUUUGCAGUAAUGGGAAUCUGUAAAUGGAGUUUCAGUAA